Molecule: messenger RNA, 1545 nt
Organism: Helobdella robusta
Lineage: Eukaryota; Metazoa; Annelida; Clitellata; Rhynchobdellida; Glossiphoniidae
Exons: 14
Coding region: 31-1137 (368 amino acids)
Biological process (GO): signal transduction
Molecular function (GO): SH3 domain binding
Source: RefSeq, a predicted model, not a curated record
GAACAGUUGAAACAUUAACUCAAAAACAGAAUGUCGAUUCAUAUACCAAGACCUAUACCGAAUAUUGCUUGCCAGAACCUGUUGACGAACGAUGUAAAGUAUCAUGGACACCUGCGGAGGAGGAGGAUGAUCAACAAAUACCUGGAACAGUUGGGCGGUCAAUUUUUAAAAUGGUCUAGAAAUUACGUCGUCAUCUACAACUGCAGUGUAUAUUGCUACAAUAAUGAAUUUGACGAGAAGGCGAACAAAUCCUGCUCUCUGUAUGGCUUCAGCGGCGUGGAGGAGGUGACAGUGGUGGAUGGCCUCAACGGCCCUCUCUGGACGUUCAAGGUCAUCAACGGCUUGCACGGGGAGCCAGAAAAUCUUUAUUUCUCCGCCGCCACUUCAGAAGACAAAACUAAGUGGAUCAAAGCUUUUGAAGAAGAAAUCCUAAUUGCCAACAAAGCAUCGGCGGCGUCAGUGACGUCAGUGGCUCCGGAGGGGAUUUUAAGUGGCAGACCGCUGCUAAAACUGAAAGAAUGCAUCGAUAUUGACAUCUACAAUUCAGACAGCGAAUCAAGUAACUAUGAAGAAAUUGAGGAAAAAGUCGAGAGUAAAGACACGAAAACACCCAAAGACUCAAAAGGUCCACCAAAACUUACAACCGCCCUACCUGCCUCAUCAUCGACAAAUCCUGCAAGCGAGCAGAAGAAAGCACCGGAACUUAAACCGAAACCAAAACCAAAAGUUCUUCCAAAGCAAAAUCCUCCCCAAACGGUUAAAGUGAAGCCAUUCAAUGACACGAAUGCACAGAAGAGCAGCAAAGUUGUGGACGAGUACGACUUGUAUGAUAUAGAAGGACUGUGGGAGGAUGAGCGGAGUGAAGAAGCAGAGAGGAAGUUAUCUAAAGCGGAGAAGGGAACCUUUAUCGUGAGAUCGAGCAGGACUGCUGACAGUUCAUCAAAGACUCUGGUAGUAAAACAAAAUGACUUCUUCAAGAAGUACAGAAUUUUUGAAAAUGAAACCUCCUGUAGUCUGACGGCAAAUGCAACCGAGGAACACAAACAGCCGAACAUUCCAGCCCUCCUUAGUUUCUACAAGAACAACAAUCUCCCCAAUGCUGAUUUCAAGCUGACGAAGGCAUUGAGUAAUAACUAACAUACGUGACGUAACGUCGUACAGUUUCAUUUUGUCAUUUAAUUGUUCUUUUAUUUUAAUUUGUAUUUAUUUCUCUAAAAAAUUUGUAAGUUAAUCUAAUAUUCAACAUUAAUAAUUUAUCUAACAUAAUGUAUAUGCAUUUAUAAAAUUUAUGAUUGACCUGAUGAUAAAAUUAUCGCAGACUAUUUCGUUUGUGUUAACGAAUGUGCAAUAAAUUUUGUUUUCCUCGGUUAUUAAAUUGAGUUUAAAGUUUGAAUGUUGACUAAACUGAAGAACAAGUUACUGAAUUAUUGAAUUCUAUUUAAUAUUUUCAUAAAAAUUGUAUAGUUUUAGACUUUAAUUUGGUUUUUUCUAAAAUUUUGUUUGCAAGAAUUAAUAAUUCAAUAAUUAUGGUAAUGAAGAACGCAA